Molecule: messenger RNA, 2560 nt
Organism: Alnus glutinosa
Lineage: Eukaryota; Viridiplantae; Streptophyta; Magnoliopsida; Fagales; Betulaceae
Product: putative pentatricopeptide repeat-containing protein At1g12700, mitochondrial
Exons: 1
Coding region: 208-2055 (615 amino acids)
Molecular function (GO): protein binding
Source: RefSeq, a predicted model, not a curated record
CAAGGUAACAGGGGAGAUAACACGUGUGCUUUGUCUGGUUGGAAAGAUCAACCAAAUCUCUCUUUUCUCUGAACGUUGCGGAAGAUUGUGAAAGUUUCCCAUUUUUCUCAUAGAGAGAGCCACUCGUACAUCAGACCUACUUCUUCUGUUAUUUCUGCUGAGGCGAGCAGAGCCACCACCGCAUCAGAUCGGCUUCUACAUCAGGAAAUGGGUACGGCUGCUAAGUCUACAAACUCUCUUGCUUUCUUCUUCAAUCAUUUGCUUAACGAUCCUCAUCAUUGUCAUUUAAGGGUUUCUUUAAAUGCUCAAAUUUUUUAUUAUUAUCGUUGUCGUAGUUUUUGUUCUACUUCUGCUAACACUACCAAUAGUGGUAGAGAUAAUGUGGAAAUCCCCAAUCAUUUCUUGCAAUCUGUGAGAGAUCGGUGCAGAUCUGGAAGCUUAAGGAAUCUUGAUGAUGCCUUGGGCUUGUUUGAUAGAAUGCUUCACAUACACCCUUUGCCUUCCAUCGUGGAUUUUACUCAAUUGCUGACUGCCAUUGCAAGAAUGAAGCAUCACUCAACCGUGAUUUCUCUGAUUAAAGAAAUGGAACUCUCAGGAAUUGCUCCUGAUGUAUAUACUCUGGGCAUUCUGAUUAAUUGCUUCUGCCAUUCGAAUCGGGUGGAUUUCGGCUUCUCUAUCUUAGCUAGAAUUUUGAAACUUGGUUUUCAACCAAACUGUAUAAUUCUUAAUACUCUUGUCAAGGGGCUCUGUCUUCGGGGUAAAAUUGCUGAAGCUAUGAAUUUGGUUAACAAAAUGGAGGAGAUAGGCUACAAAUCUAAUACAGUUACCCAUGGAACGAUAAUGAAUUGUUUGUGUAAAAUAGGUAAGACCAAUGAAGCUAUUGGAUUGUUAAGAAAGAUGGAUGAAGGAAAUCUUAAUAUAGUGAUGUAUAACACAAUCAUUGAUAGUUUAUGUAAGGACAGAUUGGUAACUGAGGCUUUGACUUUUUUCUCUGAAAUGCCAAAUAGAGGAAUUCAGCCAGACGUUUUCACUUACAAUUCUUUAAUUCAUGGCCUGUGCAAUUUCAGCCGGUGGAAUGAGGUAACUAAACUAUGGAAGGAGAUGGUUGAAAGGAAAAUAAUGCCAGAUGUAAGAACAUUCAGCAUAUUGGUGGACACAUUUGGCAAAGAAGGGAUGUUGAAAGAGACAAAAGAAGUUUUUGAUGUGAUGAUUCAGAGAGGCAUAGAGCCCGACACAAUCACUUACAAUUCUUUGAUUGACGGUUACUGUUUACAAAAUAGAAUGGAUGAAGCUAUCAAAGCAUUUAAUACGAUGGUUAGAAAGGGUUGUUCACCUUCUGUUGUUAGUUAUAACAUAUUGAUCCACGGAUUUUGUAAAAAUAGAAGAAUUGAUGAGGCGAUGAGUCUUUUUCGUGAAAUGUCUACAAAGGGAAUUUUUUCCAAUGUUGCUACUUAUAAUACUCUUAUCGGUGGGUUUUGCCGAGUUGGGAGACCUAAGAAUGCAUUAGAGCUACUCCAUGAGAUGCAAGGUUGUGGGCAACCUCCAGAUUGCCAAACUUGUGCUAUUUUGUUAGAUGGCUUGUGUAAGAAUCUACACUUUCAAGAGGCAAUGUCAUUGUUUCAUGAGAUGAAAGACAAAAUGUUAGAUCUUAAUAUUGUGAUUUACAGUAUCUUGAUUGAUGGUAUGUGUAAUGCUGGGAAACUAACGACCGCAAGAGAACUCUUUAAUACUCUUCCUACGAAAGGCUUGCAACCUAAUGUUAAGACUUACACUAUAAUGAUCAAAGGACUUUGCAAAGAGGGACUACUAAAUGAAGCAAGGGAGCUAUUUGAGAAAAUGGAGGAAAGUGGUUGUUCGCCUGACCAUGUCACAUAUAACACAAUCAUCCAAGGCUUCUUGCAACAUAAUGAGACAUCAUGGGCAGUGAAAUAUCUCCAGAUGAUGGUUGAAAAUGGUUUCUCGGCAGAUACGACCACUACAACCAUUUUGAUCGAGUUGUUGUCUACUAAUCAGGCAGAUAAAACAUUACAAGAUUUUUUUCAAAUAUAUGUGUGAAAGCUUUAUAGUUCUUCAAUGUGCAGGACAAAUUCUAUAUUCUAACAUUUACAGAGUAAAUGUUUAAGGUACAAAUAUAUUUGCUACAAGUUAUUGAGGUAAUUUUUCUCUCCGUGUCUUUUGGACUACUGUUGUGUAUUGCUAUUCCUAUUUUGUUAUCUAAAACUUUGUGUUGUAAUGAUGUAUUGUUUUCUUAAUGAUGUAUUUAAACAUUUUGUUGAUAUAGAAUUAUUGCAGAAUAUUGUUCAUUUGAAAUUUGGGGUUCUUGAUGGUUGUAUGCUUAUUGGCCACCAAGUUAAACUUUUAAGUGUUUCGUCAAUUAAAUAAAAUUUUCAUUUAUGUUAUAAAAUGGUUGUUUGAUUAUAUUUGUUAGGCUCCCGUCUAUGGUGAUUUCUCCCGUUAGGAUGUUGAUCUUGUAGGAGAUAGCCUAGAAUGCAAGAAUAAUCAAAUUUCCUGUUUGUCUUUUGAAUUACUAGUAAGGGAGAGUAAACACUUUCAAUGAGAG